Messenger RNA from Colletotrichum abscissum, 390 nucleotides. RefSeq lists its product as uncharacterized. Lineage: Eukaryota; Fungi; Ascomycota; Sordariomycetes; Glomerellales; Glomerellaceae. The record is from RefSeq and is a predicted model, not a curated record. The transcript has a single exon. The coding region runs from base 1 to 390 and encodes 129 amino acids.
AUGGAACUUACCCCUCGCCCAUCGCCCACCGCCGUCCGCAAUGCUGGGUUCCAGGUUCCAGGUUCUAGCCCUUCCCGUCGCGUCUUCUACCGCCAAAAGUCACAAUCCGCCCGAGGGUUUCUCCCCUUCUUGACACCAGUCGGUGGACUUUGCCCGCGAUAUGCAGCACAGUGGGUACGCACAAAUCCACCCAACGAAGCCCCGAAGACGAGGGCCGCGAUGGUGAGUGCUACUGUUGGUCACAAGCUCAGCCCUCGACUUCCAAGUUCCCACCGUCUAGGGCAGAAGAAGAGCACCGGCCCCAUCGGAUCGGUUCUCGAGCCACGUUCGGGCCACAGUGAAGCCAUGCUGGAUACAGAAGUUCACCCUCGUCUGUCCAGUGACAGGUGA